Brassica oleracea var. oleracea is the source of this 2174-nucleotide messenger RNA. RefSeq names its product ATPase family AAA domain-containing protein 3-B. The record is from RefSeq and is a predicted model, not a curated record. The coding region runs from base 106 to 2013 and encodes 635 amino acids. Gene Ontology annotation, cellular component: mitochondrion. Gene Ontology annotation, biological process: mitochondrion organization. Lineage: Eukaryota; Viridiplantae; Streptophyta; Magnoliopsida; Brassicales; Brassicaceae. The transcript has 8 exons. Gene Ontology annotation, molecular function: ATP binding; ATP hydrolysis activity; zinc ion binding.
UUCUUCCAUUCCUAUGGCUGCGUGAAAAUUUCUUGAUCAUCAAGUCAAGUUCUUCCCCAUAUCUAGUCUCCUUUUAAUCCAAUUGAGAUUCCAGGAGCGAAAAAAAUGGCUCAGAAGUGCGCGAUUGGUUUGAUCUCAGCUCUAGCAGCUUCCGCUUCUCUCUCGAAAUCGAACGUCGCUUCUGCAGAUGGACCUCCUCUCACCUUCUCCGCCUUCUCCGCUUCUCCGACUCCUCAGCAGCAGGGUUCCACUACUCCGCCGGCGCCAGGAUCUGGCGAAGAAUCCGAUGCUCCUCCGCGGAUUCGGAACGAUAAUCCGAGGACGACUUCAGCUGGGUUCGAUCCCGAGGCGCUUGAGCGAGGGGCGAAGACCGUGAAAGGGAUUAACAACUCCGCCCACGCCAAAAAGGUAUUUGAAAGUAUUAAGACACAAGAGGAGACGAGGCAAGCUGAGUUUACUGCUAAGGCCCAAGAGUUUAAAGCUGUUCAAUCCCAAGCUGAAGCUGAAAGGCAAAGGGUGAUACACGAGGAACAGAAGAAACUUGCUCAGCACCAAGCACAAACAAAAGCACAGAUGGCUCGCUAUGAAGAUGAAUUAGCAAGAAAAAGGAUGCAGGCUGAGAAUGAAGCCCAGAGAACAAGAAAUCAAGAACUCGUGCGGAUGCAAGAAGAAUCAGCGAUUAGGCGAGAAGGAGCUCGACGAGCUACUGAGGAAGAGAUCCAAGCACAGAGACGGCAAACGGAGAGGGAGAAAGCUGAGAUUGAACGUGAGACAAUGAGGGUCAAGGCUAUGGCAGAAGCUGAAGGGAGGGCCCGUGAGUCGAAGCUCUCUGAAGACGUCAACAGGAGAAUGCUUGUCGAUCGUGCAAAUGCAGAAAGGGAAAAAUGGGUUUCUGCCAUCAAUACUACGUUCGAUCACAUUGGAGGGGGCUUGCGUAUGAUUCUAACUGAUCAGAACAAGCUAGUUGUUGCUGUUGGAGGUAUCACUGCUCUUGCAGCUGGGAUCUACACAACGAGAGAAGGUGCCAAGGUUAUCUGGAGCUAUGUGGAUAGAGUCUUGGGGCAACCUUCUCUAAUUAGAGAAUCAUCGAGAGGAAAGUAUCCUUGGUCCGGUUCUUUUUCUCGUGCUUUGUCCACAUUGAAGGGUGGUGGUAAGGAAGCUGCAUCAACAAAUGGAAAAGGGUUCGGUGAUGUUAUUUUGCAUCCUUCUCUUCAAAAGAGAAUCGAACAGCUAGCCAGUGCAACUGCCAACACAAAGUCUCACCAAGCACCUUUUCGAAAUAUGCUUUUCUACGGUCCACCUGGAACCGGGAAGACAAUGGCUGCCCGAGAGCUGGCUCGUAAAUCUGGUCUGGACUAUGCGUUGAUGACAGGUGGAGAUGUUGCUCCCCUUGGAGCUCAGGCUGUUACAAAGAUACACCAACUGUUUGACUGGUCCAAAAAAUCUAAGAGGGGUUUGUUGCUCUUCAUCGAUGAAGCCGAUGCAUUUCUCUGCGAGCGGAACAAAACAUAUAUGAGUGAAGCCCAAAGAAGUGCACUAAACGCACUCCUCUUCCGCACCGGUGACCAGUCCAAAGACAUAGUCCUAGCGCUAGCCACAAACCGACCCGGUGAUCUAGACUCAGCAGUGGCUGACCGUGUCGACGAGACUCUCGAGUUCCCCUUGCCUGGAGAAGAAGAGCGCUUCAAGCUUCUAAACCUCUACCUGGACAAGUACAUAACCAAGACUAAUCUUAAAAAGCCUGGUUUGCUCCAAAGCCUUUUCAAAAAAGACCAUAUGAAGAUUGAGGUAAAAGGCGUCACAGAGGAUCUACUUAAAGAAGCUGCCGCGAAAACAAAAGGGUUUUCAGGUAGAGAAAUCGCGAAGCUGAUGGCGAGCGUUCAAGCGGCUGUGUAUGGAAGCGCGGAGUGUUUGUUGGACGCAAACCUUUUCAGAGAGGUGAUUGAUUACAAAGUCGCGGAGCAUCAACAGAGGAAGAAACUAGCGGGAACCGAUACAGGUAACAAGAAAUGAAAUCAUACAUCAACAUAUGUUGUAGAUUUGAACAACUACUCAAAACUCAAAACCCUGAGCAUUGUUUAUGAAAGGUAGGCCAAAGAAAAAGCUUUUGAUUUUCCAAAUUGUUUCUCCCUAUGAUUCUAAAGGUGAGAUUUAUAGGAUUGUUUAAAGAUUCA